Molecule: messenger RNA, 636 nt
Organism: Pisolithus orientalis
Lineage: Eukaryota; Fungi; Basidiomycota; Agaricomycetes; Boletales; Pisolithaceae
Exons: 5
Coding region: 1-636 (211 amino acids)
Source: RefSeq, a predicted model, not a curated record
AUGGCCACCCAGUACUUUCCAUCCUCUUUGGGCUCUGUUAGGAACGAAUCUAGCUGGACAUUGCAAGUCAUCAGUGACAUGGGAUGCAUAGUUGCACAGCUCCCAGCCCAUUACUAUGAGCACCUACAAGCAUUCUUCUGGAGAGAAAAGGUGAUAAGGCUGGUACUCCAGUUCCAGGAGGAGCUCGAGGUUCAAGACCUGCUCAAGGUUAAUCUAACCUUGAUACUCAUUUAUAUGGACAGGGUCUUCACUCAGAUGGUCAGGGAAGCCAAAUCAACCAAGAGGGAUGCUUGUGUGCCUGACUGGUGCAGCCCUACAUUUGACAAUUACAUUCUGAUUGAAUAUCAUGUGGAGCAUCAUGAACCAGAGAUGACUGGCAUGAACAUGAGGACACCCUCGGCUGAGAUCUGGUAUGGAAGUUCCACUCAGUUCAAGAUGGAGGAGAAGGACAAGACUCUGGAGGUUGAAUUUUAUGAUCCCAUCAUGGAGGAGGAUCCUGAUUUUGGAUACACAUAUAAAGAGCACUUGGAGGAGGCAGGGGAAGUGAAACCCCUCAAGAGGCACAUGCUGGGGCCCAGAGUAUUCAAGCAGGUGAAUAAGAAGGGGCCUGUGCUGCCUGACAAUGAGGAAGUUUAG